CGCACCAGGCCACACAGCACGCGCAAAAGCAGACCACACAGCAGACAUGUCCCUGAUGGAUCUCCUACAAGAUUGCGGAGACGACGAUGACGCCGGCAGUGACAUGGACGUGUGUAUAGGAAGCGACCCUCCCGCCGCCGUGCCGGCGGUGUUCGGAGGAACCAAUAGCCUUCCGGCUGGCGGCACCUCCUUGGCACCCCAAGAGGACGAAGCACAAGGGGCCGGUGACGAAGCACGAGGGGCUAUGGAUGGUACGCUAGACCCUAUCACUAACGCUCAGAGCAAAACCGUUUCUGGUGGCGAUGGCAUAAGACCUCUUCGUGAAGCAGCAGAACAAGGAGAGACGUCCGAUACACCACAGAGGGCGGAGGGAGGCGCAGCUGGCCCAGCUCCUCCUGAGGCUAGCGGGCGUACACCAACGGCUGGCAGUCCGGCGUACAGUGCCGAAGCACUGUCCGCAAGGCUUGCCAUCAUUCCUCUCGAGGGGAGCGUCGACGACGUGGCGGCCGCAGUGGUGGAAGCAUGCCAGGAGUUUGGAGCAGUGAUGCGACGCUGCGACUCCAAGAAAAGCAAGAAAGAGGCUGGCGGUCGUCUGGUGGCGGUUGGACUAGCGUGCAAGCACGCCAUGCCGAAUCGUCAGAAGGAGUACAGGCAGGGAGAUGCAGCGAACGGCGCCAAGAAACGGAAGUCCAGCAGCCAGAGAACAAACUGCAAUAUGAAGGUGUACGUCCGAUGGCCCGUUCAAGGUCCGCGUUCCGACCACCCGUACCUGGCCUUCACUACGUUGGAGCACGAUCACCCGGUAUCCCCCCACCCCCAAAAGACCCUGAAGCGCCGACGCCUCGGCGGAAAAACGGGCGAUACAUGGGUUUCUGUCCCCCCCCCAAAUGACCCCGAUUUUCGAUUAAUGGGCCUGUACCCUCGCGAAGACCCUAGUGCAGGAGAGUGACGACUGCCUUGUUGAUGUUGCCACAACACGUUCGUCAGGAGGAUUCCCUGAAUGUCGCGGCUCAAGUUGUUUCUUUUCUCAACAAGGUAUGCUUGCGGCAGCUUCAGUGCACGACCCAGUUGGUAUGGAUCCAGAUGAAAAGCCACGCGAGAAAAUAGCGACAGGCGCCCGCCCUUGCCCCGUGUGGAUUUCGAAGCAGGCAAACCGACGCUUGACGGACAUCAGCUGACGUGUCCAGCCUUUUGCCCACAACGCAUCAACACGCAGUAACUUCUGGUGGGCAGGUCGACACCGACGUGCGCCGGGAUUGAGCCACAUCGAUGUUGGUUAUAUAUAUAUAUUAUAAGUUGUGUAGUGUGGUGCUCAAGUCACAUUACCACGUCGGAAAAGUGUCUUUCCGAGGGGCAUGGGGACAUGUCACGGCAUACUGCAGCAAGUGAACUUGUGUUGGGCAAAGUGUAGCGAGCGCUUUCUGGCUGCUGUUUGGUGAAGGUGUUGGCGUCAGUGGGGAAACAUGCAUAAAUCAAUGCACCGGGACUAUUACGGUGGAACACAA
Ectocarpus sp. CCAP 1310/34 is the source of this 1505-nucleotide messenger RNA. The record is from the annotation of a GenBank genome assembly. Lineage: Eukaryota; Phaeophyceae; Ectocarpales; Ectocarpaceae.